AUGGCAUUGCCAGGUGGUGUCGGUUCUGAUAGUGGUUCGGCUACGAGUAGUUCUCCGGUUGAGCUCCGUGAAAGGCUAGAGCGAGUUGAGAAUGAGGCUAGAAGUUUGGUUGAAGCCACUGUUGAGCAAAUGCGUGAGCAGUUGCAACAGUACGAGCAGCGUUACGAUGAGAUCCUUCAACAGGGUCGAAUCUUGGAAGAACAGCUAUCCGUAGCUAAGGCCGAGCUAAGCAAGGUCGAAGCAGAACUUCAGGUUGCUCGUGCAGGGUACCAAGAGCUUGAAGCCGCCCUAACAAGCUGCCGGGGUGAUAACAAUUUGCUGAACUUCCAAAACACCCAGCUACGAGUUGAGUUGCAAGUCAAAGGCCGCGAGAUUCAGAGACUCCGUCAGGCUGCUCUAAGCGCCACGAGUCCUGGGUCUUCGCCUCCAAAGCCUGCACCUCGCCAGCAAGAUGUGCCGCCAGCGAUUGCGUCAGGUGCUCGUUCUGGUGGGUCUAGUUGGGUACAUAUCGGUUCUAAUGGGGACAAUAGUGGUGCACCUUCAUUGCCGCAAGUGGUCGGUGAGUCUGCCCCUUGUCCUCCUGCAACCGUUACCGAUCCUCGUGUUGAUCAGUUGAUUGAUGUCGUACAGCAACUGCUUGCCCAAAGAAAUGCCACGGAUCAAAGAUGCAAUGAUGCAUCCCCUGUUCAUGAGAUCGAAGAACCUGAAAGGCAAGAGAAGCAUGUCGUUGACAGCCGAGCUUUGUUACAUCUCAAGCUUGAGCCGGUUCCUUCCGAUGCUGGUGGUUUCCGAGCCUGGAAAAACGCGUUGUUGGUCCAGAUUGCCAAGCUUGACAUGUCAGGCGAAGGUUUGGUUGUUGAAUGGUUGUCUCGGUCUUUCACAGCUGAGAAAGAAGAGCUUACUGAGUCGGGUCUUCUUCCUCGCCUUGACGCUUGGAUUGCUGGAGAAAUGACUUCCAUGCGUGUGUUGAAGCAAGUGACUGAGUUGGAGCAAGAGGUUAUCGCCUAUGUUGAGUUGUGCGGCCAGACAGGGUCCCAGCCGAAAGGUCGACGCAUGCUUGCCCUUCUUGCCCAUCAUGUCAGCAUCGACCGUGUUCGAGGUACUGUGCUGACUGCUUCAACGUUGUUCCAGGUUGAAAUCGGAGGAAACUCCGUGCGAGAUCUUCGGGACUUUGUGCAGCGUGUAAGGACUGUUCUGUGUUCCAUCCCAAUCGGACAAAGGCCAGAUGAUCGCCUUACUGAGAGUGGCUCUUCCACCGUGUGA
Molecule: messenger RNA, 1263 nt
Organism: Symbiodinium natans
Lineage: Eukaryota; Dinophyceae; Suessiales; Symbiodiniaceae
Source: the annotation of a GenBank genome assembly